This is a messenger RNA of Spizellomyces punctatus DAOM BR117, 2923 nucleotides long. RefSeq lists its product as uncharacterized. The coding region runs from base 1 to 2811 and encodes 936 amino acids. NCBI's taxonomy places the organism in Eukaryota, Fungi, Chytridiomycota, Chytridiomycetes, Spizellomycetales, Spizellomycetaceae. The transcript is spliced from 4 exons. The record is from RefSeq and is a predicted model, not a curated record.
AUGGCCGGCUCUAUCGCCGUCGUCGCCCUUCCCUUCUUUGCAGACAAAAUGAACCGAACUCCAAAAGAGAUCCUGUCCGCAUGGACAAGUGACCGGUUUGGGUCUGAGCCCCGACGGCAAUCCACAAAUAUCUCCCGGCAGCGUUUGAACGUCAACUUUUGCGUUGCUCUUUCCCCGUCGUUCGACCCAGUCACGUACACUCCAAGGGACCAACUGAUUUUGAAGAGCCAGUUCCUCACGGUAGUCACCUUCCCGGAAGAAACCAGUGUCAGAGAAGUGAAGAGUAAAGCUUUAGAAACAUGGCGAGAAGUAGAACAAACAGACUAUGAAAGGACUGUGGAUCCCUCCCGCAUCCGUCAGCUUAUAUUUCGCAACUCAGAUAACAGCACUGUUCCGGAAAAUCUCCUCGUAGCGGAAGCAUUCGACGAGCGGGAGUACGUCCAUGUUGUGGCAGUCGUGAACCAUGAGGACAGUUAUGAAGAUAUUGUUCUGAAGGAAGGAAUAGAGAAUGGGGUACCGAACUCUCUUGAAAGGGCAGAACGACCGCCAGCAGGAAAGGCCGUGACGAUAAAACGUUUCCGUAGUAAUCUUUCCCCGAGUGUUGAGAGCGUUAGUGGUGACGAUCUUACGCCUACAGUGAAGGCAGCAUCCUCCAAAGAUGCCCCACACAACAAGAGGCGGCGAACCGAGAAGUCCCAGGAUAUCCUUCUCCUGGACGAUCAAGAUAAUAACACGCGAACUCUCCCUAAUGGAAGCAAUCACAGUGUUAUAACGCUAUCGAGUCUCUCAGUGGAAAACCAUUUCAGUGAUAGCCCGUCCAAAGGACGUGGGACAAGCGUGUUUAGACGCAUUAAUGAUGGUGCAGAUGAGGCUAGUGCAGUUGCGGAAGAUCAUUCUUCAGAUGCCAGUACACAAGACGCAAGGAAGGAGACCUCUUAUAGCGGCCAUUUCGCACAGAGCGAUGUGGUUGGCGUGGACGCAGAAGUUGCAGCUGAAACUAAUCCGGCGCACCAAGACGAGGAGCCGAGCGACAAAGACGAAGAUUCAGAUUCAGGAUCUGAAACAGAGGCGGAAGCAGAGAAAGUAGAUCCGAACGUCAAAAACGAUGAUGAUUUGGCAGCGGUAAAUGAAACAGAGGUGAAGGACAGCGAAGACAGUGAGGAGGAAAGCGAAGAAGAAGAAGAGGUGAAAGGCGAGGAAGCCGAGGUGAGCGACGAUCAGGAGGAAGAAGAAAUGGAAGGCAACGAAGAGGAGACGGAAAACGAAGCUGAAGACGAGGUGGACAGCAAGAAAGCAGAUGAGGACAUAGAUGAGAAUGAAGAUGGAGAUGAGGAUAGAGAUGAACACCUGUCGAGCGCGAUUUCAAAGAGCGACGCUAAGCGUCCGAAUGUGAGUGGAGAAGGAUCCGUUCCUCAUGCAAAUGGCACGUUGUCAGUGUCAGGUGCACAAAACGAGCGUGAUGAAGAAGAGGAUGUCCAUGGUGUAGUGCCACACAGCCAUGAUGGCGUCAAAAACAUAGAGGAUCAAAACGGUGAUCUAGGUUCACGAUCGGAAUCCAAGUACCGCAUGCCCAAGCCCAAGCAUCCACCCAAGUUGUCACCACGGCGUAGAAAAAUGCUUGAAGCUGAAAAGAGCAUGGAAGGAGCAAAGAACAAGGAGGUUGUCGAGGAUCAGAGAGGACGUAAAAUUGCCGAUAAAGGCAAUGCAGAAAAGAGCAAAUCCAUGUUAGACGCACCCGUCAGUAAUAGUGUGGCUUCCCCGGGAUCCAAGGGUCACACCGCGUUGGUUUCUCCCCCUGCUUCCCCUCGCAGCCGCAAGCGCAAAGGUAGUCCAAGUGAUGAGGUAUCAUUAGAGGAAAGCACAGCGAAUAGACAGACCACGACCGUAGGCCGAGGAAAUUGCGAUUUGCCACUCUUGUCAAAUGUCACUGCUCCACAAGAAGAUGAGCAGAGCGAUUCAGAGUACGAAGAGGCGACGUUUUCGCAGCUAUUUCCGAAAUCACAAGUAGAGUCGCCUACUCUCCUUUCCCAAAUGCCAAUCCCCGAGCGCAGCGACGAUGAGCUUCAUCCUCCUGGGCGCAACAUCCUUAGUGCCAAGGAUACCGCGGUAUGGAGGGAAUCUGCUGACGAUCGGUCGUCAUUGACUCAGACCAAACAUCGCAAGAUACAAAAGUCAGAAAGCCGACUUAGUGGCAUUUCUCGUCUUCGGACUUAUAACUCUCUCACGGAGAUUGCUGCUUCUCAACUUUCAUCGUCGAGCCAAAAUCUCAAUGGUUUUAAUUUUUCUCAAAAUUCGACGAUGAGUCAGAGUUUCCUUGGCAGCAACAACAGCGCUAGCCUAGACGAUGAGGAUGAUGACGAGGACGAAGACGAAGACGAAGACGAAGAAGAGGAUGCUGGCGACGCCAGUAAUGGCAGUAGCUCGGACAGCGAUUCCAGUGAUAAAGGAGAGGAGAACCUGGCGCCAUCACAACCUGCCAUACGAUUAGCAGGACAAAAGAAGAGAAGAAAGCGCAAGUCGGUAUUUCUGGAACUUGCCGCUGAUGUUGAUGGACCAAAGGCUCGCAAUCCACCCAAGCGAGUGUCUGCUCCCCUGACCCAACAAACACUGCAGCGUUCUCGGUCUCAAUCAUCCAACUUUUCUUGGUCGCAGCCGCUGCCGGUAACCGGAGUCCAUAAGCCAGCCAAAUCCGCAAGAAGAAAAUCAAAACCUAUUACCACAGAUGCGUUGCGCAAGUCAGCGAUGCAACCCAAAAUAACUCAGUCCCCAGAGGAACUUGCAAGGGAGUUGGAUGGGGUAGAUAGUGAUUAAUCGAGCAGGCUGCAAUAAUUAUUAUUUGCGAUAUUUUCUUGGUGUAGAUGUGAGCAUAGAACAAGGAAACAUUAAGCAGUUGCAAUCCUAAUAUUUACUGUAUGAAAUCAGA